AAUAGCAGCUGAUGCCAUACAUUUGUACCAUCAUGUUCAUCCCAGCUGUCAUACAUGUGAAGGUGAACAAGUUUGGGGAUCACUGAAUGGGAUGGCAUCCUCUACAGAUACUGGAUCUUGUGUAGUCUGUACAUAGUAAAUGGUGACUACAGAUAAUGGAAUACUAACUUUUACAGAUAUUGUGGAAAUUGUGCAGUGCCUUGUGUCGAAAUUUUUCUGGCAUGGGUCUGUGGUUUUCAACUAGUUUUUCCUUAAAAUCUAUCAGAUCGAAAUGGACAGGUACUUUUCGUGAAAGCGAGUCAUUACUUUCAGAACAAUUCGAACUUAAUACGGUCUCCUUGUUGGGGUUGGUGUAGUAGCAAACAUGAGGAACUUCAAUGACUUCGAGAUCCGUUUUGGAUGCAAAGGGUUUGUCUACACAAAGUGGUUCGUUUCUUUUGUGUGACUUUGCACACAGCUAGCGCAAUACGCUUCUGGGGACGCGGACAGGUGGCAAGUAACACCUCAGCAAGAAGCCCGGGAUGUUGAUCGGCUGCCAUCACCAUAUCAAGAGGCAGUCACUCACCAAAUGUUGCAGGGAAAUCUCCAGUUACAGAGUAUAGGAAGAGGCACACAGGAGAACCAGACAAGGACUGCCACCUUAGAAGCUCUUCUGCCAUCUGGACCAAAUGCAAUGUCUGAAGCAUCAGGGGAGAAGGCCAAUCAUUCUUUGGAAGACAAAGAAGAGGCAUUGGCCGGGCAAGGGGUUGGAAGACAAAGAAGAUGCAUUGGCCGGGCAAGGGGUUGGAAGACAAAGAAGAUGCAUUGGCCGGGCAAGGGGGAAGGAUUCGAACAUAAUACCUUUCCUUAGAACUGGAGUUUGGACACUUGAUCGAGUCCAGCUCCAAAGUCAAGCUCUGGGCCGAGCCCACUUGGUGAAAUUGGCCGGACUCUGUCCCGGUUCCGGUAACGAAGGACGGAGACGUGAAAGAAUGCUCUGAGUCAGGCUGCGUGGGACGGCCGGAUUUCAGGAGGAGGAGGACGACGACGUCCAUGAUCUGCGAGAAGAGGAAGAAGGAUGCAGAACCAGUACGAGCGUUGAAGAGCAGAUGGUAGCCUGGUAGGCCUCCCAUACAUUUCACGAUCUCCGUCGCCAUUUUAUCUCUGGAGCCGAACCUGCUAAGCAUGGUCAAGCACGGUUAGUCUGAAAGCAUUUGAACCGGCCACCGCCAUCAAUUCCCCUCAUUCGCACAGAUGGUGGAGACCAAGCAAUCACCGGCCAAAAGGCGCUGGAAGGCAGUUUGCCGCCGUCGCCGCGGCAGGCCGAGGGCAUCCUACCAGUCAUUAAAUCAGCUAGCGAGCUCGGGUGCCGCUGCACGGGAGCAGCGGCAGACGCGGGCAGCAAUCGUAGAGGACGCCGAGCAGCGGCAGACGCAGGCAGCAAUCGUAGAGGACGCCGAGCAGCAGCAGACGCAGGCAGCAAUCGUAGAGGACGCCACCUUCAUGACCGUGUGCAGCAACUGCAAAACGAUCUACGAGUACCAUUCCCCUGUCCUGGGUAAGCCAAUACGUUGCCGUCAUUGCCGAGAAGUUUUUGUUGCAGAGAGGACCACAUUGAGUACCGAGCUUGGUGGUGACGAUUUAAGCGUCAUCUCAUCAUCUUCGCAAGUUGGUGACAUUUCAACCCCAAUAUCGGCUUCACCUGUGCGACUGCAAAUGGAUGAACUGAACUCGAAUGAUCCAAGAAGAACAGAGAACCAUGGAACCACAAACUGUGGCGAAUUGAAGACGGGAUUAAGUAGCGAAGACUUGGCUGAUCAAAACUUUAACCAGGAAAGGCCGAUGGUGAAUCGGCCGCCGGUCGGUGAUGAGUAUUUUAAGCAAGGCCUUCGGUUCAUGGUGAAUGGUUUCUUCUCCCUGGCUAAAGCUGCUAAACCAGAGCAACUCCCUCAACUGAUGUCCUAUGGCAAAAUCAUUCUUCGCAAUUUUGCUGAUCUUGGUAUUGCAGAUUCCGGCUUCGGUGCACAUCUCAAUAGCUUGCAGCAGCAAGCCGCCGACGUUGCCUCACGCGAAUCGUUGGCUUCAAGUUCAAAGGCUUCACACGAUUCGCUUGUUGAUUUGUUGCGUGCAACUGAACGUGAGACUUUUGAGGCACGGCAAAAGAAGGCAGCCAUUGAUGGAGAAAUCAGUGAUUGCACCAGGCAGGUGGAGAGAAAAGAGGCAUCGCUAGCCGAGGCAAAGGAGAGGGAAGAGAUGGCCAGGAUAGCUAGAAUUCAAGUGGAAGAAGAGCUGGAAGGAGAGAAGGUGAAGCUGAUAGUGGCCGAAGCAUCAAGUGAGAAGGCCGCGCACGAUUUGGUAGGAAAAGAAGAAGCGUCAGCCAAGGCAAAGAAGAAGGUGAGCAGGGCUGAGGAGGAGUUGCAGGUGCAUAUGGAAGCACUCAAAGAGAGCAAGGCAAAGUGGACAACCCUUUGUUUGCAGGAACCUAAUUCGCAGGACUAGGUUCUAUGAUUGGAGAAAGCUUGUUUGAAUUUUAAGAAGGGCUCGUAGCAUCUUGUUCUUC
Molecule: messenger RNA, 2539 nt
Organism: Nymphaea colorata (pocket water lily)
Lineage: Eukaryota; Viridiplantae; Streptophyta; Magnoliopsida; Nymphaeales; Nymphaeaceae
Exons: 5
Coding region: 1234-2478 (414 amino acids)
Source: RefSeq, a predicted model, not a curated record